Messenger RNA from Caenorhabditis angaria, 2360 nucleotides. The record is from the annotation of a GenBank genome assembly. NCBI's taxonomy places the organism in Eukaryota, Metazoa, Nematoda, Chromadorea, Rhabditida, Rhabditidae.
AUGAAACUUCCGGCUCUUGGUGGUUUUUUUACUCUGAGAAUGUUUGAAAUCGAUCUUGAUGAUUUGGGAGAAGGAAUUGAUCGUGAGUUUUGAAUAUCUUAAGUAGGUCAAAAAUUAUAUUUUUUGUAACCAAGACUUUUCUCACCUCCAAACAAAAGAAACAUGAAAAAUUAAUAACUGUGCCGGCUAAUCCAAAUAUAACAUAUGUAUGUAUAAAAAGGAGUGUCCCUUUAAAAAAUUGCACACAAAUCCUACCUAUGUCGAAAACGAGUAAUUAGGGGCUCUAUUUUCCUUUCCUGCUUGCCUAUAGUCUUCCUCUUUCCCUUCUUUCAUUCAAUUUUCCAUGACAACAAAAACCCCUCGAAAAUUGAUAAUUUAUAUUUUUGGCGCCAAAAAAUUAUUUUCAUAUUUUUCUUUUCUUUAUUUUUAUUUCUGGAUGAAUGAAUAUUUGUGUCCAUUGUCGUUUGCACUAUUUCUUUUUUCCUCAUUUUAAUUAUUCCUUAUUAGUUAAAAUAAAUUCGCGCGAAAAAGUGUGAAAAAUUUGUGGUGGUGGUGGAAAAACCGAAAACAAAAACACAAUGGGUGGUCAAGGGUGGCCACCCACUUCAUAAAUCCCUCUUUCAUUUCUAAUUUUCCAGAGUUGCAUAAAAAAGUAAUUCGAACCACAUUUCUGUUUUUCUUUCUUUUUUUCUACAUUUUUUUCUAGAAGGCAUCUUUGAAUGUGAGACUUUUUCCACAACACAAAAAUAUUUUUUUUUCUACGUGUGUCAGACAUAUUUAUAAAAAAAAGAAAGAAAAACACUAAUUGAAUGCCAUUCAUUUUUUCUAGCUAAAAAAUCACUAGAUUUACAGAAGAAGGAAUGUCGGAAAGGAAAACGACGGGAACACAAACGGUGAUUAUUAUAUCAUCACUGAUUUUGUUGAUUGUUGCACUGGGAUUGCAAGCUGGUGGUGUUAUGUCGCCUAGUUGGCAAGUUGUUGAUAUUCGCGAAUUUAGAGCAACACAUUAUGUAAGUUUUUUUCGGGAAUUCUUGGGAAGGAAAAUCUAAUUUUAGAAAUUAAUAUCAAGUUUCUUAUUGUAAUGUUUCAAUAAAAAGUUUCAAGAUUAAUGAUCAAAUUUGAAAUACCAUGAAAUUUAAGAUUUUCAAUCAUUUCCAAAUAUUCUGUCGAUUCCUCUUCCACAAAUAUUAGCUUCAAAUAAUUUUCUUCUUGUUUUCAGCACGGUCUUUGGCUAGAUUGUACUCGACCACAAUUACUACUUCAUAGUAGAAAUCAACGUCCAGAUGAUCUACCUCUUCAUUGCACAUAUAAAUUCGAUGUUUCCGCUACAGAGGUAUAUAUAUUUUCUAAUUUCCGGUGUACUUUAUGUUUUGCUCUAUUAUAUUUUUCAGAUCAUUGAUGAAAAUAUUGAAGACAUUGAUCAAAACAGUGCUGCAGGAGAAAGUGAACACCAUCAAUUUUAUGGUAAAAAUAUAAAAGAUCAGAGUUUUCUUACAAAGAUCAAUGAUUAUUUAAGGUUGGCACAAAUUCACUUUGGGAUUCAUGCUAACAGCAAUAACACUUGCCUCAUUAUCUCUUCUUUGUGGAAUUUGUGCUCCAUGUAAUUCGGCUCUUGCUGUUGUUUAUGCGAUCCUUGUUGCCUUAACAGGUUUGUUAUGCUAGAAGUAAAUGUUUUGAUUUAUGUGUUUUUUUUUCUAGUUUUCACAGCGGUUUGUGGUGAUGCCAUUUUCUUCUUUGCUGCUCAUCGAGUCGACAGUAGAUUUGUGCAAGGACUUGUUGGAACUUAUGAAGUGAGUUGAUUCUGAUAAAAAAGAUAACGUUUUUUUAAAAAUGAUUGAAACAUUCAGGAAAAUGAGCUAGGACUGACUUUAAUGGUGAAUUAUUAGUUUUUUCGUAUUUUAUCAACAAUCAAGGUUGAAUUCAUGAUUCACCUGAUUGAAUUAAAUUAUAAAGUCUGCAAUUUUCCAUUCCAAACAGUUCAAGUAGUUGGUUUUUAUCUCUAUAAAUUUUUCUUAGAUCUUGAUGAGAGAAAACACUAUGAUUAGAAAAAAUUAGUAAUGAAAAAAAAGCCAGAGUUCACAAAGAUUUAUUUUUCCCCGAAAACACAAUUCACAUAUAUUCAGAAUUUUGAUUUUAACUUCAUAUCAUAUUCCAAAAUGCAUUUUUCCAUCAAACGGUCUUUUCAGCAAACAAUCGGAAUGGCCUUCUAUCUUCACAUUUUCGGAUCUCUCAUCUCAUUCCUUGCCCUAAUCAUGGCUUCAAUCUCAGCAUAUCAACUUCUUCAAAACAGCGAAUCUGAUCGACAAUCACCAAUGCGUGAACUUGCUCCAUUACACGAACCACGUUUCGCUAGAGUCUAA